AUGGGGUCCCGCGCCGCGGCCUUCGCCGUGGCCGUCCUCCUGCUGGCCUCCUCCGGCGAGGCGUUCUUCGACAUAUUCAACAUCUUCAGCCCGCGCGCCGAGAGCGACUACUUCCAGAACGCCUUCGACGGCUCGGAGGAGCAGGCGGCGCCCGUGCAGACGGAGCAGGAGGAGAAGGGCGCCGCGCCGGCCACCGCCACGGGGCUCACCAGGGUGCCGCCAUCGGGCCCGCUCAGCAAGGCCGCGCUGGACACGGUCCAGGUCGCCGCCGCCACCGGCGAAGGGCCGGUCGGCGAAUGGACCAUCGUGAGCGAGAACUCCGGCGUGUCGCCCAUGCACAUGGCCGUCAUGCGCCACGGCAGGGCCGUCAUGUUCGACACCAGCACCACGGGGCGGUCGCUCAUGCGGCUGCCCCAGGACAACUGCCGCACCGACCCGCGCGCCAAGGAGGAGGGCACCAUGGACUGCUGGGCCCACUCCGUCGAGUUCGACUACAGCACCGGCGGCCUCCGCCCUCUCAAGAUCUUAACGGACACCUGGUGCUCGUCGGGCGCGUUCGACUCGGACGGCAACCUGGUGCAGACCGGCGGUUACUUCGAGGGCGACAAGGUUGUCCGGGUCCUCAGCCCGUGCGAGACCUGCGACUGGCUGGAGCGCCCCAACAGCUUCGCGGAGGGGAGAUGGUACGCGACGCAGCAGGUGCUCCCGGACGGCCGGUUCAUUGUGUUCGGCGGCCGCCGCGCCUUCGGCUACGAGUUCGUGCCGGCGCCCGGGAGGAUGAACGACAAGGCCAGCUACAUGCCAUUCCUCCGCCAGACUACCGACGACGUGGAGAACAACCUGUACCCGUUCGUGAACCUCCUCCCCAGCGGCAACCUCUUCCUCUUCGCCAACGACCGCUCCGUCAUCUUCGACUACCAGGCCGGCAAGAUCGUGCGCGAGCUUCCCAAGCUCGCCGGCGGGAGCCGAAACUACCCCGCGUCCGCCAUGUCCACGCUCCUCCCGCUGGACCUCCGCAACGCCACCGGCGACCCCGAGCCGGUGGUUAUCAUCUGCGGCGGGGCGCUCAAGACGUCCUUCAGAUUCGGCGAGAACAACACGUUCAAGCCCGCGCUCCGCGACUGCGCCCGCAUCAACCUGGCCACUCCCGACGCGCAGUGGGAGACCGAGGACAUGCCCAUCGGCCGCGUCAUGGGCAACAUGCUGAUCCUCCCCACCGGCGACCUGCUGCUGCUGAACGGCGCCGCCAAGGGCUGCUCGGGCUGGGGCUUCGCCCGGCAGCCGAUCCUGACCCCGAUCCUGUACUCGCCGCGGAAGGAGCAGGGGUCGCGGUUCCGGGCGCUGGCCUCGUCGACCAUCUCGCGCGUGUACCACUCCACGAGCGCCGUGCUGCCCGACGGCAGCGUGCUCGUGGCCGGAGGCAACACCAACGCGGCGUACAACUUCAGCGGCGUCGACUUCCCCACCGAGGUGCGCGUGGAGCGGUUCUCCCCGCCGUACCUGAGCAAGGACCGCGUCGGCAACCGCCCGAGGAUCGACGCGGCGUCGGUGCCCCCGGGCGGGAUGCGGUACGGCUCCCCGUUCACGUUCCGGUUCUCCAUGCCCGGCGAGCCCGUGGGCCAGCCGGACGUGAAGGUCACCAUGUACGCGCCGCCGUUCACCACGCACGGCUACUCCAUGAACCAGCGGAUGCUGAUCCUGUCGGUGGCCACGUUCACCGAGGAGGGGCGGAGCUACGCGGUGACCGUGGACGCGCCGGGGAAGCCGGAGCUGGCGCCGCGGGGGUACUACCUGGUGUACGUGGUGGCGAAGGGCCUGCCGAGCGUGGCUGCGUGGGUGAAGAUCCAGUGA
Molecule: messenger RNA, 1851 nt
Organism: Panicum hallii
Lineage: Eukaryota; Viridiplantae; Streptophyta; Magnoliopsida; Poales; Poaceae
Product: aldehyde oxidase GLOX-like
Exons: 2
Coding region: 1-1851 (616 amino acids)
Source: RefSeq, a predicted model, not a curated record